AUAUUUGCAUCACAAAUUAGAAGUACCAUAAUAUUAUUACAGAAUUUCUCUAAGCAAAAAUGGGAGUGAUUAUUCGUGAUUUGAUCAUGGUCACCAUGGCCAUAUGUCUCAUCUCAGUUGCAAAUGCUGCGCAGGGGACUGCCACUUUCUAUACACCUCCUUAUGUUCCCUCUUCAUGCUAUGGAUAUCAAGACAAUGGUGUCAUGAUAGCUGCAGCAAGUGAUGCAAUAUGGGGCAAUAGGGCAGCAUGUGGGAGAAUGUAUAGAGUCAGAUGCACUGGGCCUACCAAUCAGGGCGUGCCACAACCUUGCAAGAGUACCAGCGUUGUGGUUAAAAUCGUCGAUUAUUGUCCCCCAGGAUGUCAAGGAACCAUAGAUCUCUCUAAAGAGGCUUUCUCUGUUAUAGCUAAUCCAGAUGCAGGAAAAAUCAAAAUUGAGUAUACUCAGGUUUGAAGUUCUCCUAGACUAUGGCCUCGUAAUGACGACUUUGUGUUAAUAUGAAAUAAGCAGCUCAUGAUGGAAACUUGAAUGUUUCGAGCAUGGGAAGUUAUGAUAAUAUUUAAAUAAGCAGCUCAUGAUUAAAAUUAAAAAUUUCUUCUUUGAAGCAAGACAUUGUAACUCGUAUGUUUCUAUUGUCAAUCAUGUUGCCAACUUGAUAUUUGAACUUGAAUAAGAAGAGGCCUUUAUCUUAA
Molecule: messenger RNA, 691 nt
Organism: Quercus robur (English oak)
Lineage: Eukaryota; Viridiplantae; Streptophyta; Magnoliopsida; Fagales; Fagaceae
Product: EG45-like domain containing protein
Exons: 3
Coding region: 60-452 (130 amino acids)
Biological process (GO): systemic acquired resistance
Cellular component (GO): cell wall; apoplast
Source: RefSeq, a predicted model, not a curated record